This is a messenger RNA of Phlebotomus papatasi, 2814 nucleotides long. Its product is annotated as carbohydrate sulfotransferase 11-like. Gene Ontology annotation, biological process: carbohydrate biosynthetic process. Bases 1081 to 2187 code for a protein of 368 amino acids. The transcript has 7 exons. Gene Ontology annotation, molecular function: sulfotransferase activity. Gene Ontology annotation, cellular component: membrane. NCBI's taxonomy places the organism in Eukaryota, Metazoa, Arthropoda, Insecta, Diptera, Psychodidae. The record is from RefSeq and is a predicted model, not a curated record.
GAAUUGAGAGAGAGUAAGAAGAGAAUACACGGGCGCGACUCCUCAAUUCCCCAACAGACUUUUCGUGCGUUCUUCAGUUCUCAACGAACCGCCGACCAAAAUCGACAUUUACCAUUUGUGUCUGCAAGAAGUAAACUUUAUCAUCCACAAAAAAUUUCCUUCGCAAUUUAUCUGUGAUUAGUACAAUUUUAGGAAUAUCGGUUUUUUUCUUUCCCAUGGACUCUAAUUUUCGCACGUAUUGAUGGAAAAAAAUUGAAGAUUGUGACUAAAUCAAAAUAAAAAGUAAAAAGUGUAGAACAUAACACGGUUUUUUUGGUGUGUGCAGUAAAGUUCUUGUGUGUCUAAAAUUUCAAUUGAAUUUAAUUUGUCUCUGAAUGUAUAUUGACAUUCGGAGGCAAAAUCAGUGAAAUUGAUUGUAAUUUGGAAUUGAUGAGAGGGAACGUCAAUUCAACUGAAAUCCAUUGGGAGCAUUUAAAUUGCUGACAAUGUUACGUGGUAUUCUAUGAGACACAAAAAAGAGGCCCCACUGGAAGACGGAAGAUAUUGAAAACAAUUCAAUGAUAAUUCGUAUGUGAAAUACAACCUGUGUAUCUGUUCUAUCUGUUGAAAUUUAUUUGUGAAAAUUAGCAUCUGAAAAAACAUUGAAAGAACCGUCGGUUGGAUGAAAAAAGAAUUUCAUGGAAAUACGUUGAGUAUCUUUGAAAAGGUACUCUUGUUUCUUUCUCAAAUUUCACCAUCGAAAAGACAAACAAAACUCCCACAAAAUAUAAUAAAUAUUGUGAAAAAAAUAUCAAUAGAGUGAUGAGAAAAAUAUUGGCCAAUUUACAUGAAUUUUCAAGUAUAUAAAAUUACUUAAGUAAAUUUUUUUGUGUCUUCCAAUCCACCAAGAAAAGAGAAUUGUUCCGAAGCUAAAAAGCUUGUGAAGCUCUUAGUCACGCUAUGAACUGAACAAAAUUAAAUUUUUCUAGACCAAAGUGAUAUAUUCCAUCAAGUUGGAAACACGGCAGAAUUUUCAAUUAGCAUCCUAACGAAGAAAUUUCAUGAAUCAAUUGACACCUCACGGGGUUACAAGAAUCAUUCAUGAAAACGAAUAGAUACCAGUAUCGCAUUGUGAAGAGAUGUUUCUUUAUAUUCGCCACAAUAUCCCUCCUUCCACUUGGGGUGGUCUACCUUGUAUCAUCAGAUCAAGUUUACAACAAACUAAAGUCAUACGAUUAUGACAAUGAAACACAAUAUCCGGCACUCAGUCUGGAUCAUGGACCGAAGGCUAUAUCAUCGAAUGAGAUGGAGAAACUCGAAGCAAGGAUGCAGAAGAGGGUGGAACGUGUUGCGGAGGUGUGCUCCCAAUAUGGAUUAGACAGACGAGGAAACGACUCACUGCAUCGACCAAAUUCAUGGGAGUUCCUCAUAAAUAAACAAUAUCGGCUUGUAUGGUGCAAUGUAUUUAAAGCCGCUUCAACAUCGUGGAUGUACAAUUUCAACUUAAUGGCAGGAUAUAAGCCGCAGUUUCUCAAAAAAUCCAAGGAAGUUCCACUUGUUCUUGCACGAAAAAAAUACCCACGCCCAUCAGAAACUGAGCUCCUGACAUCACUGAAUGACUCUGUAUCCUUUCUUAUUGUGCGCCAUCCCUUUGAGCGCCUCUUGAGUGCAUAUCGGGACAAGAUGCAGAAUGCCCUGCCAAAUUCAUUCCAUCACAAACUAGGGAAUACUAUUAUUCAGAAAUACAGGACGAAUAAACAUUCGCGUUUACCACGAUGGCCUACAUUCCCAGAAUUCGUGAACUACUUAAUUGAUCAAAUUCACAAUCACCGUGAAUUAGAUAUGCAUUGGACACCCAUCACGAACUUCUGUACCCCAUGUCAAGUGCGCUUCAACAUUAUUGCCAAGUUUGAAACGUUGGAGGAGGAUCAGAGAUAUAUCAUCGACAAGGCUAACAUUGGCCACAUCGUCUCACCACAGUGGAAAAAUUCCGGAAAGGGAAAGAAGAGUACGGUGGACAUGUUAGAGGAUUUCUACAACGAAUUGUCUGACAAGCAGGUGAAAGAAUUGUAUGAAUUCUUCAAGUACGACUUUGAACUUUUUGACUACAGCGUCAGAGAAUUCUACCGAAAUACCCCAAAGCUACCAUCAACUUCCACAACAUCAGCAAAACCUGUGACACCUCUGAAGCCACAUUCCUCCGAGUGAGCAUCCUCCCACAAACACUUUUUCCACCACUUAGCCAUCAGCCCCCCCGGGGGAAUGGCCUAAAUCAUCUCACUGUGAUGAAUGAGGAGACGACAAGGAAAGACAAUAGAGAAAUUGUCUGUGAAAGAAUUUAAUUGAUCUCAUCAGACGAAAAAUAAAAUCAAAGUUAAUUAGAAGAGGUUUUAGAAGAAUGAAAUUUAAAAAAAAAAAAUCUAGUGAAUACUUACUUAAAAUACCACAAAAGGCCUAGUCAACACACAAAAUACCAAUUUAAAGAAAAAGCAAAGAAAAGAGUAUUUUCCUUCGGAAGCAAUAGAAGAACGACAUUUUUCCUUCCUCAAAUUGUUUCACCUUCACCCAAAGUGCGGGAAAAUCAAGUCAAUUUUCUCGCUCCAACAUUGUUUCCAUAUUGUAAUUAUUUAUUAUUUAAUUGCUGACUAUAUUUCUUAUUACUCCUUUUAGUAACUAUUCUCUAUCACGAAUCUAUUUUAUUGUUUUGGUUCCCAAAUAGAAAUUUUCUUGAUGAAUGUUGUUUGAAUUUUUUUAUUUCAGAGGUCUGUCAUUUAGAAAGCUGAGUCCAAAGAUUUAUAUAAUUUUUAGAUGUAAAUAAAAAAUUUGUUAAAUUUA